CCGUUCCUAUGCCAUGAGUUCGAGCAAUAGUGGUGAGGAGCGUAGCGCUCCAGCAAAAGCAGAUUCGGCUCCAGUUCGACCAGCUAGCAUCCAAAGAGACCUGGCGCCGAACGCGAGCGUCGACCGCCCUCUAACGAUAUUGCUGGACAAUGGAAUCGCCCUUGACACCACGUUCGCCAUCUGCGAAGCAUACGGCGUGAGUGUUAAUAUGGUCCCUCAACGCCCAUUUUGCCGACAUGAUCACAGUCCCUCAACAGGCUGCUGCGUGGCCUCUUGGCCCAGGCAGAUGAAGACGUCCGCGACGAACUUGACAAGGGUAAUUUCGUUGUCUUGGAUUCCCAAAACGAUACAGUUCAUCCAGAAGACUGGCUGGCAUUCGUCAGAAAGGAGUCCUCACUCUCUGAACCACGAUCCACCGUCGUCAGGAUAUCCUUCCGGUCAGAUCAAAUGCGCGCGAACCAGACGCAGAAGCAUCAGCGGAUCCCGGUUGACGGUGCUGGCGACGACGGUUUCAACCAAGACAGUGUAUUUCAACGAGCCAGUGGCUCCACCAUGACCUCUGUUAACGCCUCCGGCUCAGGGGGGCGUCGACGAGACGAGGAGGCUCCAAAACCUGGUUCAGCUGCUUCCUCCGUUGUUAGACAAACUCAUGGCGGAAUAACCGAUAACGUAGACUCCCCAGAAGGACAUGCCAGUCGCAACGCGAGCCCGCAUCCGGAUCAUCUCUCAUCUAGAUCACGCAGCCCUGCAGCUUCGUUUGCUGUCAGCGAACCCCCUUCUAUAGCUUCGAAGUCAAAAACCGAAGAUGAGUGGGACCGGAUGGAAGAAGACAAUCCCUUUGCUAGGAAUGAGCAUCGUGACUUCCCGCGAUUUGCAUCAUCACCAUUCCCAUCACCCCCACCGCCGCGGCCGCCGCCGCCACAUCCACCACAUGGAGUUCCCGCUGAUACAGGUUCCCCUCUCCACAGAACGGUACCUCCGCUUGAUCAAGCCGGGAACAACCUCUCCUAUCCGGUUGACACCAAGGUUGAGGCAGACAGUAGCCAUUCUCCUAACAGGCCGAACAGCAUGAGGGACAUGACAAUGAGCACCUUCAGUAUUCUCAAAGCUCUACAUACGCGUUCCACCGAGCAGAGAUUGCAGCUCCACGUUGUUACUGGGCCGGAAACGCCGUGGAUCGCGCAGUUUGUCAACAUCCGCUGGUACCAUCUUCAUGGGGAUUGCAUGAACUUCGUACAAUUCCGAGAAGCCUGCCUAGGCGUGCAAGAUAUUUCCGCACGCAUGAAGACACUUAUUUCAAAGACUUUGAAGAAGAUCGAGAAUGAUGAGCUGAAGGUCUUUUCAAGGGGUAGUUAUAUCGAGCCGGGGACUGUCAUUCGAGGCGAGGAGACCGAUCGAGAUGACCCCCAGUCUAUCAUCUUCUCCUGCGUUCCUUAUUUCCAUAUACAGCCCCAAGGUCGUUCCGCUUCAGACAUACAGGAUGAUUUGUACCCCCCUCGGACCUUAAUGGAGACGCUAUAUCCAUACGAGCAUGUGCGAGAAAGGGAUUUGGAGCAAGCAUUCAGGAGAUAUAGAAGAAGUGCCAAGAGUUCUGCAAACGACAUCAUCCACGUACCUUCGCUCUGGAUCAUGAAUAUCGGAAGGCAUGCUGUCGUCACCUGUGGUCACCGUCCGUUCGUGUCUGAGCUCGGGAAAUUGAUCCGCGUCGCCAAAGAAGAUGUCAAGUCACUAAAAGCGUCGUCACCCGUUGCAUUUGGUGAUGCCGCAGCUCCAGGUGUACGAAAUGUCAGACUUAUGGAUCACAAUGGACACGUACUCUUGUACCCGCUGAGCGAGUGUCGGAGCUACUUUCAACUCGAGCAAAAGGUGCGGGAGCUGAUCCCUUUGGGCUACGGCGUCACGCGUGAUCGCUUCCAGCUCAGAUAUACCAGUAGGCCCGUCACUCCAGACUCUCAACCAGUCAUCCGGAAGCUACUUCCACGCCAGUGGAAGGACUUGAUCAACGAUGGGAACCAUAUCUUCAUUGACGUCUCGAUAUCGAUGCAGGAAGACAAGGAGGAAGAAGCCGAAGAUGAACUGCAUACCUCAGUCUCGAAUGCUACCAUUCCGAAGUCGCUAGUCCCACCUUUCUCUGAAUGGAAAUUUGGAGCACACGUUGACGGGGCUGUCGCGGUCCAACACACAUAUAACGAGGUGUUUGGAAACAUACGGCGAAAGAGGGUUAGGGAUUACUUCGAGGAUGUAGGGUCUGCAUUGGUUCAAAAGUACGGCGACCAGGCUAUUCCCGGCGUGACAUUCGAACAACUCCGAAUCGGUGUCGAAUUGUUGCUUCAUGCAACAAGAGCAAAAGAUGAUGCCAGCCGGAAAACGUUGCAUGAGCUCAUAGUAUAUGACCAGAUAUCCAGUAUUAUCAUGGCAUUCUCCAAGCUGGUCGGCAUUGCUCAACAGCUCAGCAGGCUCUUCGUUGCAGAUGUCAAUCACACACCAUUCCGGAGGGUAUGGGGAAGUAUAAGCCGCAUACGCGAGCUCAUUGAAGAGAUUGAAAAACGUGGUUCUGCCGGCGUGGAGGCCGGGAGACCCUGGGAUUGGACCAUUCGCCUGCCUGACCCGGAAGCGGAUUCCAAACCGUCUGCAUCUGAUUGCGAUCUCUUCGUUUCACGUAUCGUGUCCGGCGAUUGGAAUGCGUCAAGCUUCUCGAAAACGCUCAGGAACGCCAUUGAAAGCUGUCCUUGUUGCAUACGAGGUGAGACCUACCAAACCCAGCAAUCGGCGCUCUACCAUCUGCGAGGACAUUUUCCUCAGACUGGCGCGAGGAAUGCUCCAGGUGACCUGUUUGAUGCCAAGGAGCAAAUAGGUAUUGAAUGGCUGCGCACCGAAGAACAGGUUAUUGUUGAAGAAAGCAACCGUCAAUGUUUGUCAAUACUCAACAGGGCUGUUUUCCACAGCAAGGGCUUUGUCAAUCAACUCAAGGAGCUCGCCGAUGGUGUUCAACAAGAAGAUGGAGAGAUUUUUUCGGCUUACUCGUUCGCAACGGGGCUGGUAGAUACACUGGAGGAAAUCGCAGGAUACUACAUUCUAGCAGGACAAUCGCUGUAUGACUCGUCAUAUCAGACUUAUGCGCAAAAUGGCCAUAAGUUAGUGUGGGUCUUGCGUUCCCGUUCCACGGCUUCCAGUCGAUUGGCUGCCCGUCUACGAAGUUUGAAUCGGAGAUCAGAAUGGGUCAGCGAUUCCAUACUAACGGCGCGCAAACAAUUGUGCAGCAUGGCAAGAUCUCAGGAUAGUUCUGGGAGAUGGUCCUUGCCUGCCGAGUAUAUCUGCUCCUGGGUCAUGCGACAUCUACUCCUCCGGCCAGUGAGUAAGAACAUGUCCGUCCUUGAGCUCUACCAAGAAUAUCUUUCGACACUCCAGUUCCAAGUGAACCAUCACCCGACCAAGAAGCUUCUACGAUCAACUCAUCUCCUACAAGAAGAAUUAUCUGCUCUUGAACAGGUAAAUUCCUGGCAAAUAAAGCUUGUGCAUGAUUAUUGCCGAGUCCUCGAUGACCGAACGUACCAGAGCAAGAGCCGCUAUCAAUCUGCGGUGUACGCUCAUGUAGCACCAUUGCUUACUUCCUGUCUGGAGUACCUUACCGACAUCCAUGACGACUAUGGAUACCUUGAAAGACGCUGCGGCCCGCUGUCAGAGGCUAUCAAACAGUCUGCUGAAAUCAAUGCGGAGGACCAUGGCAAGGCUAUUCUCGUGUUUACUCUAGUGACGACCAUCUUUCUUCCUCUGUCAUUCGUCAGUUCAUACCUUGGCAUGAACACGUCCGACAUUCGCGACAUGGAAGACAAGCAGACGCUCUAUUGGCAGAUUGCGAUUCCGCUUACUGUAUUCACGAUCGUAGUCAUGCUCAUAAUCGCCUACAAAGGCGACUAUAUUCGGAGCCAGGCGUCCAGCAUUUACCAUGGCCUGAAUGGCAAGCAGGAUACUAGUAUACGUGGAAUUAGCGUUGCGCAAAGGAAGCGUGCGACAAGAGAUCAAAUGGAAUUAACUUCUACGACCGGAUACACUUCGCUAGCUGGAAGCUCCGCGUUCGCGCCUUAUGGUCUACAUAAACAUAUAACGCGAUCCACCAGUGUCUAUCACCAUAAGGAUCCUGAACAUUACACUGCAUCGAGAAAUGCCGGGAAUCCUUAUCAUAGCUCGAGAGACGCCCAACAAAGUUUUCCACCCCCCUCAGCGCCCAUAUUUCCGCCAGGUCCACCUGCACAAUAUACCAACCGACAAACACCACAACAGUCUCCGGUUGAUAGGUAUCGAUAUCCACAGGCUUCGGUUGAACCGCCCAAGGAACAUGACUCCUAUGGUUAUUCCAUGUACGAUAAGGGGAUCCCUCCGACGACUCGUCCCCGCCGGCGACCCUUAGAUAUAGCAUCUCAGUACCACAACCAUUCGGGCCCUCGAGACUUCCGUUACAGCCACCGCCAAUUGGCAGGACACCAAGACACCUAUGGAGAUGCCCGGACAACCCAUUGGGCUCCCCAAGUGUACCCUUACGAUCCAGCUCUAGGCUACAAUGACAAUACUGAAACGAACCCCUUCGCUCCUCUCGAUAGGCGCGCCUCGGAACACAUGAGAUCUCUGAGCACUCUUUAUCCUUACGGUAUCAAUCCCUUCGCUCUCGGAAACAAUGUUUCUGCUCUCGUGCCUGGACCAUAUGAUCACUAUCCAGACCACAAACAAGACGAAUGGCAUUCCUAUGGAGGUACAGCUGCGCCUCACCAUUCCACUAUGGAGCAUGGCGUGAGCACCUUUGCGCCUCCGGCCUCCAACGCAAGGGCAAGGGCAAGGGCAAGGUUUCAUCGCCGCGAUGUAGAUGCGGAUAACAUUAGCGUUCUAUGAUUUCACACGGAAGUACGAUUCCAGUGACCCAGAUUACUGCUGCAUCUUAGUGCACCCAACAUAUUGGAAAAAGCCG
Messenger RNA from Westerdykella ornata, 4960 nucleotides. RefSeq lists its product as uncharacterized. The record is from RefSeq and is a predicted model, not a curated record. Gene Ontology annotation, cellular component: membrane. The coding region runs from base 448 to 4884 and encodes 1478 amino acids. Gene Ontology annotation, molecular function: magnesium ion transmembrane transporter activity; cobalt ion binding; cobalt ion transmembrane transporter activity. The transcript has a single exon. Lineage: Eukaryota; Fungi; Ascomycota; Dothideomycetes; Pleosporales; Sporormiaceae. Gene Ontology annotation, biological process: metal ion transport; transmembrane transport.